Trachymyrmex cornetzi is the source of this 1718-nucleotide messenger RNA. It is a transcript of the gene Kua, whose product is annotated as Plasmanylethanolamine desaturase Kua. The coding region runs from base 795 to 1718 and encodes 307 amino acids. The transcript has 5 exons. Lineage: Eukaryota; Metazoa; Arthropoda; Insecta; Hymenoptera; Formicidae. Gene Ontology annotation, molecular function: oxidoreductase activity. The record is from RefSeq and is a predicted model, not a curated record.
CACGACGACGCGCAUCGACGAGGCGCGUCGACCGCAUGACGGCGCCACGAGAAACGGCGUCGCGACGCUGUCGUCAGGCGGCGCCGGUCGUGAGGAAACGUGACGGGGUGUACGGUGCAGUGCGAAACGAGCGGACGGUGGGUAACUGAAGGAGAAAGCAGCAGCGCCUCCGUCUCCGUCGCGUCGCGUCACGUCGGUAUCCCCCAGGUCGACCUUUCAGUUGCCGCGCGUUUCGCUCUCGACCGCUCCUAGAAACUCUGGAGACGAGGUUGAGCGCGAGUGCGAGCGCGCACACGCGCUCUUUUCACGACUCUCUCGCUCCUACCCCGUCCUACCGUCACCUCCUCUCUCUCCUUCUCCCCGUCUCUCUUUCUGUCAUUCAUAUCUUUUCGCCUACUCCUCUGUUGCUUUCCUCGUCGGCACGCUCUCUCGGAGACAGUCUCGUUAUACGUACUUGCCGCAACGUCCGAUAUCUGAAAGAUACAGAAGAUCUAAACUAGUGAAGAUCUACAUGGAUGAACGAUUCUAAACUUUCUCAGGAUAAUGCGCGGACUGACAAUUCAUUUCAUCGCACGAAUUGGAGCGAAUAAUUCAUGCGACGGAGAGAGGACACCGAAGGAGGUGCAUAAUAUGAUGAUCGUCCCAAAAUAAUUUAACUUUGUAUAUUUAAUAUACAAAAAAAUCCUUUUGAAAACGAGCGAAUUCUGUGAAAUGCUUCCGAGUUCUGAAAGAAUAUGCUAGAAUAUUAUUGUUCGUUCACGUAGAUUCGCGUAAGAAUUUUUCGGCUAAAGAACAUGGAAGAUAUAAAAGUGCCGAACCUAGGACAGGCCGCAUCGGCCGCAUGUUCUAUGGCGACCAAUUUCCUGGCGCCGGUGAAGACCGAGCGGCAGAUCUAUGAAAAUUCGAUGCUUGAGGACGAUCCUAAUGCAAACUCAGUAGUACCGACCUCGCAGGAAGACAGAACUGUGCCCAGAUGGGGUCCGAAUCACAAAGGCGCCCAAGAGCUCGCGAAUCUAUAUAGCACCGGAAAGAGAACACAAGAAUGUAUCUGUGUGGGGAUCUGUAUCACCCUGAUAGCUGUGAACUCUGUAUUCGUGCUUAUCAAAUUACGACUAGAAAAUUUGAGUUCCAUAGCAAUAGCUGCAUUGUGCGGUAUCAUCACCGCCGACUUUGGCUCCGGUUUGGUUCAUUGGGCUGCUGAUACCUGGGGAUCCGUUGAACUUCCAAUCCUGGGGAAGAAUUUCCUACGACCAUUUCGCGAGCAUCACAUAGAUCCUACCAGUAUAACGAGACACGAUUUCAUAGAAACUAAUGGCGAUAAUUUUAUGGUCGCGAUACCAGUCCUGUCUAAGCUCACGUGGGACUUUCUAACGUUGUCUGAAAUAGAAAUGCAACAACGAUUCGUGUGGACGUGUUAUUGGUUCCUGCUUGCCAUUUUUGUAGCAAUGACUAAUCAGAUACAUAAGUGGUCGCAUACGUAUUUCGGAUUACCUGGCUGGGUUAUUUGGCUUCAAGAGCUCAGGAUUAUCCUGCCGAGGAAGCAUCACCGCGUACACCACGUCGCACCCCAUGAGACUUACUUUUGCAUCACUACGGGAUGGCUGAACUGGCCUUUAGAAAAACUUCAAUUUUGGUAUAUUUUGGAGGUGAUAAUCGAGUGGUCCACCGGUUGCAAACCUAGAGCUGACGAUCUGAAAUGGGCGCAAAAACGUUCUUGA